AUGUGUAACAUAACCACAAUUGCCGACGCUGCCAUCUUUGUCCGCGGAGCACUUUCAGGCACGAUAUCGCCUCAGAUCUGCUGCCCUUGGGCGCAACAUGCCGGAAUCUGGUUCGGCCAAGUCUCGGUCGGGCAAGCCGCUCAGCCGCCAUCUCCGCUGCUGUCACCAAAACCCGACGAUGCCAUCACUCGUCGACACGUUGCCACCAUCUCUGGAACACCACAACUCAAGAAGAUCGAGAAAGAGCAUCAGGAGCAUAGUUAA
Fulvia fulva is the source of this 264-nucleotide messenger RNA. RefSeq lists its product as uncharacterized. NCBI's taxonomy places the organism in Eukaryota, Fungi, Ascomycota, Dothideomycetes, Mycosphaerellales, Mycosphaerellaceae. Bases 1 to 264 code for a protein of 87 amino acids. The record is from RefSeq and is a predicted model, not a curated record. The transcript has 2 exons.